This is a messenger RNA of Dicrocoelium dendriticum, 1111 nucleotides long. The record is from the annotation of a GenBank genome assembly. Lineage: Eukaryota; Metazoa; Platyhelminthes; Trematoda; Plagiorchiida; Dicrocoeliidae.
GUCAAAAACAUUACAAAAUACUAAAAAGCUCUUUCUCUGUCACGGACGCCGUUUACUAUGCAUUAGUAUCAAUCGGAUUUAAAGUGCCACCGGAUUGUAUGCGUCAUCAGCACACUUCUUUAUUGAACUGAUUAUGAUAGCGUCGCGCAACCCAUCACUUUGUGCAGUGCUUAACGGCCGUCUUUAUCUAUUUGAAGAAGAGCUCAUGAACGGAGUGCAGCGGAAUGGUGUGGUAUUUCUGGCCGAACAGGAUGAUUCUUUUGGUCCUUUUAAACUUCUACUUCAUAAAAAAUUACAUUUCGAAAAGCCCGACGAGUCCGAACACUCUCUAGCAACUAAAAGUUACAGCGGCAUCAUUUACGGUACAAGCGGCGAAGUUACACCACUGAACAAUGUUUUCCGUCUUGGUUGCACUCAGCAACUUUGUCCUAUGCAGUUCACUUCGAUGGAGUCAGUUUCCGACUUGUUUCUUCUGACUUUUCGUGGAUCCAUUCUUCAUACAGGAUCAGUGUUUGUAGAAUAUGACAAGGACGAUAUAUCCAUUGUGAAGGAAGAAGAUAAUGGUUGUCUGACCGUCGUAUUGGCCGGGAGCUUGCAUGGUGUUGAAGGUCCAGUGCAAACCGAACCACCCAUCUCCCUGCUCGAUGUGUUCCUCAGACACGCUUAUCGGAAUCGGCCAACAACCUAUACCCUGCCCACUCCGGAAUGCGACACAGCCGUUGUUUACGCAUGGAAGACUUCGAGCGCAACAGCUCAGUCGAUAGUUCAUGUGAGCUCGGUUGGAGGUGACACCAAUUCAUCACUACAGCUUGGUUCCGUCGCUCUUCUCAAAAGUGUCGGCGAUGAGCUUGCAAUCCACCUGUUGGAUCACAUAGAUGCUUGUCGGCUGAUUAUUCUGUGGAGCAAACGAACAACAUCUAUUUGAUCCAGGAAACGGAGUGAGGUCAUCGUACACGUUAGUGAAAAGCGGGCUUUUUCAUUCAUUUUUAUGCAUGCAAAUGAUUGAUCGAUUUGUCAAAUGCCUCGCAUUCAACUUCCACCACUUGCUCAAGUUAGGUCACAUCGUCUAUCUUGUCCUAUGUCAAUUCAUGCAGUCCUUGUUUCACUGCCC